AAUUAUGGCAAUAGUACAAUCAACGGUACACUCGACUCAAACUUUCUUCUCGUCUCUGAGUUUUUUUUUGCCAAACCAGUUUUUGUUAAAAUAAACACCGGCGGCAUAAUGACCAGUCUGUGCGAAGUAGUGAAAUUAAGUGUUGGAAAAUUUGGAAACCCCAGCAAAACUCCUUUUAGCAGUACAAGAUCCUUUUUGCACAUCAGAUACGCACCGGUGUCUGGUUUCAGAAACCAUCCGCGAGGGGGAACUUGUAGCGUGACCGGUCAGGAAAUUCUAGACAAUCCGGCAGAUGUGGGUUCGCGAGGAUGUUUACCAGAAGAGCUGCAGGAAAACUCAUGUUGGUGGAACGGCCCCGAAUGGCUAUCAAAGAACGAAGAUGAAUGGCCUGAAAACGUCGAGGUGACACAGGAAGAAGUGACACAAGAAGCGCAACCAGAGCAGACACAACAGUUAACAACUCUCGUGGUUAAUCAUGACCAGAGAGAAGAGGUUAUUGACGUCACUGGGCAUAGCAUUCUACACAAGUUGGAGUCAGUCGUCAGCAGAAUAUUAAUUCUAAACGUUAAGAAUGAUGAGACAAAUGGUGUAACAAAACCAAUGGAACAGUUACAAAAAUUGAGAAACAGAGAGUGGGAACAAGACAGAAGAAAGAACGGCAAUAAAUAAAG
Enterobius vermicularis (human pinworm) is the source of this 671-nucleotide messenger RNA. The record is from the annotation of a GenBank genome assembly. Lineage: Eukaryota; Metazoa; Nematoda; Chromadorea; Rhabditida; Oxyuridae.